Messenger RNA from Chironomus riparius, 1215 nucleotides. The record is from the annotation of a GenBank genome assembly. Lineage: Eukaryota; Metazoa; Arthropoda; Insecta; Diptera; Chironomidae.
GUUGUGAGUGAACUCGUUUUUAAUUUCACGAGCAGUUUUUUUUAAAGGAGCAAAAAAAUUAUCAAAGAUAAAAAUAUUAAAAGUCAAUAUAAUUUCAAAGACAAACUCUUAAUAGCAUUAAAUUGUUCAUGUUUUGAAAAAUAAAAAAAAAAUGAUUUAUGUUGACGAAAAUAUUACUCCAGUAGAUGAUGUAAAUACACCAUUUGAAUAUCGAGAUGUAAAAAUCAAAAAUGACGAAAAUCCAUUGGAUAAAUAUAUAAUUCUUCCUGAACUAGGUCGAGGAUCAUUUGGGACAGUUUUCUACUGUAAAGAAAGACAAAAUAACAUGGAAUUAGCUGUGAAAGUAGUAGGAUAUAAAAAGAAAAAAGAGAAAAUAAUGAUGGAAACAGAAAUUAAUAUUCUUGCAUCUCUGCAUCAUCCAGCAAUAAUUGUUAUUUAUGAUGCUUUUGAUUAUGGAAAUAAACUUUAUUGUUUCAUGGAACUGAUACAAGGAGGUGAGCUUUUUGAUAGGGUCAUUGAAACGGAUUUUGUUCUAACUGAGCGAGCUUGCGCUUGUUUCAUCAGACAAAUUUGUGAUGCUGUUGAAUAUAUGCACAGUAAAAGGAUUAUUCAUCUCGAUUUGAAGCCUGAAAAUGUUCUAUGUAUCUCGAAGCAAGGAAAUCGAAUUAAAAUAAUUGACUUUGGUUUUGCUAGACGUUAUAACCCUAACAAGAAUUUGCAAGUUAUGUUUGGUACAGCUGAGUUUUCAGCACCCGAAGUUGUCCUUUUUGAAGAUAUCGGUCCUUUUACGGAUAUGUGGAGUAUUGGGGUCAUAUGUUAUGUACUACUUUCUGGUUUAAGCCCAUUCGUUGGAGCUGAUGAUUACGAGACAAUGACAAACGUUUCAUUCGCUAAAUAUUCAUUCGAUUAUGCUCCUUUUAAUGAAAUAUCAUCGGUCGCAAAAGAUUUUUUAGCGGAGCUUUUAGUAAAGGAAUCAUCAAAUAGAAUGACGGCUAAAAAUGCAUUAAAACAUGAGUGGCUUAUCCAACUGGACUCUUUGUCUCCUGGCGUUACACUGUCGUUGACAAAAACGAAAUUAAAGCGAUAUGUGAUUUUGAGACGAUGGAGGAAAGCUGCUCUUUCAGUAAUUUUUAUUAAUAAACUAAAUAAGUUUAGUAAUUCACACUUUUUAAAAAAUUGUCAAAUAUAAAUUGUGUACAAAUAAAGAAAGAAUCC